UCAGAGCCCCGGUAGGACCGGGUUUCCCAGACCUGUCGCUCCGCACGCCGCGCGGCUUCCGCCGUAGCCCCCGCUUCCUCCUCGCGGGUCUGGUGCGGCGGGCUCUCUAGGCCGGCGUGUCUCUAUGGCCGCAGGGCCGUCAGUUCCGCAGGCUCUCUCUGCACCAUGGCUCCGGCGAGAGAAAAUGUCAGUCUAUUCUUCAAACUAUACUGCUUGACAGUGAUGACUCUGGUGGCUGCCGCUUAUACCAUAGCUUUAAGAUAUACAAGGACAACAGCGGAAGGACUCUACUUUUCAACCACAGCCGUGUGCAUCACAGAAGUUAUAAAGUUACUGAUAAGUGUCGGCCUUCUAGCUAAAGAAACUGGCAGUUUGGGUAGAUUUAAAGCCUCUUUGAGUGAAAACGUCUUGGGGAGCCCUAAGGAGCUGCUGAAGUUAAGUGUGCCGUCACUGGUGUAUGCUGUGCAGAACAACAUGGCUUUCCUAGCUCUCAGUAACCUGGACGCGGCAGUGUAUCAGGUGACCUAUCAACUGAAGAUUCCCUGCACUGCUUUAUGUACUGUUUUAAUGUUAAAUCGAUCACUCAGCAAACUACAGUGGAUUUCAGUCUUCAUGCUGUGUGGUGGGGUCACACUUGUACAGUGGAAACCAGCCCACGCUACAAAAGUCGUGGUCGCGCAGAACCCGUUGUUAGGCUUUGGAGCUAUAGCCAUUGCUGUGCUGUGCUCGGGAUUUGCAGGAGUUUAUUUUGAAAAAGUUUUAAAGAGUUCAGACACUUCCCUUUGGGUGAGAAACAUUCAGAUGUAUCUGUCAGGGAUCGCUGUGACAUUAGCUGGUACCUACUUGUCGGAUGGCGCUGAAAUUAAAGAAAAAGGAUUUUUCUAUGGCUACACGUAUUAUGUCUGGUUUGUUAUCUUCCUUGCUAGUGUGGGAGGCCUCUACACGUCAGUGGUGGUGAAGUACACAGACAACAUCAUGAAAGGCUUCUCUGCGGCCGCAGCCAUUGUUCUGUCUACCGUUGCCUCAGUCAUACUGUUUGGAUUACAGAUAACACUUUCAUUUACACUGGGCGCUCUUCUUGUAUGUGUUUCCAUUUAUCUCUAUGGGUUACCCAGACAAGAUACCACAUCCAUUCAACAAGAAACCACUUCAAAAGAGAGAAUCAUUGGUGUGUGAUUUGAAUCUCAAGAGAUUCCUAUAAGGACUAAACUGUUGAUAAUAAAUUAGAGCCUUAAGUCAACCCCAGAUGGUAGCUUAAACAUUGUCAACAAAUUAACUGUAUGACGUAAGAAUCAAGAAGAAAACUCUGAAUGAAAUGCUAAAACAGAUUUAA
Molecule: messenger RNA, 1333 nt
Organism: Rattus rattus (black rat)
Lineage: Eukaryota; Metazoa; Chordata; Mammalia; Rodentia; Muridae
Gene: Slc35a1
Product: solute carrier family 35 member A1
Exons: 8
Coding region: 166-1176 (336 amino acids)
Biological process (GO): pyrimidine nucleotide-sugar transmembrane transport
Cellular component (GO): Golgi membrane
Molecular function (GO): pyrimidine nucleotide-sugar transmembrane transporter activity
Source: RefSeq, a predicted model, not a curated record